AUGAACACCCCAUCUUCGUCGAGCGCUCGCAAGGCAGAGCUUCCUCUGCACAUCCUCGUCGUCGGCUGUGGUCUUGGCGGACUCGCCGCUGCCCACUGUCUAGCGCAGGCUGGACAUCGGAUAACCGUUCUCGAGGCAGCAGAGGCAAUAGGGGAAGUCGGUGCAGGCAUCCAGGUAUCUCCCAAUGUCACCCGCCUUCUGGUCCGUUGGGGUCUCGGGCCAGCGCUGGCAGAAAUCGCAGUGAAGCCCGAAGCGAUCGUCUUUCGCAGGUACUGCACGGGAGAGAGAGUCGGAUAUUCUCAAUGGGGGGAGAAGAUGGAAGCGUUUGGCGCGCCGUACUACCACAUUCACCGCGCAGAUUUCCACCAGCUUCUGUACGACCUCGCGGCGCCAAGCAUGACGCUGCGUCUCAAGUCCACGGUGGUCGCCGUGGACCCGGAUGCGCCCUCAGUCACGCUCGCGUCAGGGGAAGUCGUGCGCGGCGACCUCAUCGUUGGCGCGGACGGUGUGAAGAGCUUCAUCCAGCAGGUUGUGCUCGGGCGCGUUAAUCCCGCGCAGGCGACGGGCGAUGCUGCGUACCGCGCACUCAUUCCCACAGAGCUCAUGCUUCAGGAUCCGGACCUUAAGCCAUUUGUGGAUACGCCGGAGAUGACGGGAUGGAUGGCGCCCGGGAGGCACCUCAUGGCGUACAACGUGCGCGCUAAGAAGGAGUACAACCUUGUCCUGCUCCACCCUGACGACGGCUCCGUGGAGUCAUGGACGGCCGAAGGUAGCGCAGACAAGAUGCGUGCAGACUUCGCUGACUUCGAGCCCCGGGUGCAGAAGAUGAUAGCAAUGGUGAAUUCCACCCUGAAGUGGCGUCUCAUGGAUCGUCAGCCGCUCGAUACUUGGAUCGACAAGUCCGGGCGUGUCAUCCUCCUUGGUGACGCAUGUCAUCCAAUGCUGCCAUAUCGCGCGCAGGGUGCCGCGAUGGCAAUCGAGGACGCAGCUACACUCGGAAAGCUGCUCUCUCACCUGUCAUCCAUGGAACAGCUCACAGCGCUGUUGAACGCUUAUCAAGACCUGCGACUUCCACGCACAGCCGCGACACAGGCAUCGUCGCGACUCAACCAGAAGAUCUUCCACCUGCCCGAUGGGCCAGAGCAAGAGGCACGAGACACUGCGAUGCGUACAGCAAUGGAGGCAGAGUUUGCAGGGUCGGUCGCGGGAAGCGAGGGGAACCCCAACCAGUGGGCUGACCAGCGCAAGAAUGAGAUCCAGUUUGGUUACGAUGCGGAGGAGGCUGCAGAGCAGUGGUGGCGUGAGGUCGGAGAACGCAAGGUGGGCACGCUUGAGGCAAAGAUGGAGGCGCGACUUUGA
Molecule: messenger RNA, 1359 nt
Organism: Sparassis crispa
Lineage: Eukaryota; Fungi; Basidiomycota; Agaricomycetes; Polyporales; Sparassidaceae
Product: FAD-dependent monooxygenase OpS4
Exons: 4
Coding region: 1-1359 (452 amino acids)
Biological process (GO): secondary metabolite biosynthetic process
Molecular function (GO): FAD binding; monooxygenase activity
Source: RefSeq, a predicted model, not a curated record